Molecule: messenger RNA, 1532 nt
Organism: Hermetia illucens (black soldier fly)
Lineage: Eukaryota; Metazoa; Arthropoda; Insecta; Diptera; Stratiomyidae
Product: gustatory and odorant receptor 22-like
Exons: 7
Coding region: 1-1323 (440 amino acids)
Biological process (GO): sensory perception of taste
Cellular component (GO): neuronal cell body; axon; membrane
Source: RefSeq, a predicted model, not a curated record
AUGUUCCGAAUUCCGGAUAAUGAAUUUGAAGCUGCGAUAAACGGGACACUUCUCCAAAAGGAUAUUACUAAAUUAGCCAAAGGAGAAGGAAAGUAUGGCUUCAACGGGAAAGAUAGCGAACGGUUCAUGCGGGCCCAGCUUAAGUCACGACACGGGGAGACAGUGGAAAAAUAUGACCAGUUUUACAGGGAUCACAAAUUGCUCCUGAAAUUAUUUCAAUUGUUGGCCGUUAUGCCCAUUACCAGGUCAGGACCUGGACUUGUAACCUUCAGUUGGAAAUCGUCAGCUACGACUUACGCCUUGAUUUUCUACUCGCUCAUGACAUUGGUUGUAUUGCGUAUUGGCUACGAGCGUGUGAAAAUAUUACAGACGACAAAGGAGUUUGAUGAAUAUAUUUAUGCAAUUAUAUUCAUUCUGUUCCUCAUCCCUCAUUUUUGGAUUCCAUUUGUAGGAUGGGGAGUGGCUAAAAAAGUCGCUGAAUACAAAACAAUGUGGGGUCACUUUCAGGUGAGGUACUACAGAGUAACUAACAUCACCCUACAGUUCCCGAAGCUGAAGAUACUCAUCGUGAUUUUGUUUGUGGGGUGCUUGAUAUGUGCGGUGCUCUUUUUGCUUUCGUUGAGCUCCAUGUUGGAUGGUUACCCUCUAUGGCAUACACUGGCAUAUUAUCAUAUUAUAACAAUGAUAAAUAUGAACUGUUCUCUUUGGUACAUAAAUUCAAGGGCAAUAAAGGCUGCAUCAAAGGGACUUUCUGAGUGCUUCAAACGAGACAUAACCGCGGAAUGCUCAUCAUACAUGCUCUCCCAGUAUCGUUUCUUGUGGCUUAAUUUGAGUGAACUCUUACAAAUGCUGGGAACAGCAUACGCACGAACUUACUCGACAUACAUUAUAUUCAUGUCAGUCAACAUCACGAUUGCUAUUUACGGUGCCUUCUCCGACAUAUUUGACCAUGGAGAGUUUUCACUGAAAGUUGGUGGCUUAGUUGUGUGCACAAUCUAUUGUUCUACUUUGCUCUUCAUUUUCUGUGACUGCUCGCAUAAAGCCACUUUGGAAGUUGCGCAAGGAGUACAGGACACUUUGCUAUCAACCAAUGUACUUAGUAUUGAUAUGCAAGCUCAAAAGGAAGUGGAUUUGUUCAUCCAAGCUAUCGAAAUGAACCCAGCAAUUGUGAAUUUGAGUGGUUACGGCAAUGUGAAUCGAGAGCUACUUUCAUCGGUGGUUGGAACUGUUGCAAUUUAUUUGAUAGUACUGCUCCAAUUCAAACUUACGCUGAUUGCUCAAAAUCAGGCUAUUGGAGUUCAGAAUGCAGUUAAGAAGAUGUAGAUUUGGGAAUAAAUCAAUAUCUCAUCCCCGAUGUUAUCUCUAGUUCUUGGAUGUUCGAAAAAUUAAGAUUGACAUUUAUUUCAUAAAAACAAUGGAUUGAUAUUGCACAAAUAUAUGUACAUUCAAUUAGUAGAAUUCAUGUGCAUUGUAGUCAAGUGCAGUAUUUUGUUUAUUUGUAGCUCUUGGAAAAAUUGUUGAUGAAAUUUCUA